This is a messenger RNA of Centrocercus urophasianus (Greater sage-grouse), 3019 nucleotides long. RefSeq names its product CLN8 transmembrane ER and ERGIC protein (gene CLN8). The coding region runs from base 1348 to 2205 and encodes 285 amino acids. Gene Ontology annotation, biological process: lipid homeostasis. Gene Ontology annotation, cellular component: membrane; endoplasmic reticulum. Lineage: Eukaryota; Metazoa; Chordata; Aves; Galliformes; Phasianidae. The record is from RefSeq and is a predicted model, not a curated record. The transcript has 2 exons.
GGUGGGAAGGGAGCUUUGCGCACUGCCUGGUCCCACUGCUCUGCUCAUCAGGGUUACGCAGAGCGUGUUGCUGAGGGUUAUGUCCGCGCAGCUUUUGAAGAUCUCUAAGAAAGGAUGCUUCGCAACCUCUCUGGGUAGCCUGUGCCAGUGCUUAGUCACCAUCACAGUAAAUAAGUUUUUCUUCAUGUUCAAGUGGAACAGGUCCCUACGGUGCCAAAGGCUUGGGUCUGUUGUGUCGUGGUGGAGGUCGUUGCAUGGUGGAGGCAAACAGGAACAUCUCACUGGGGUUUCUGUAUUCCCUUGCUACAGUGGCUUUCUUAUCCAGCUCCUGUCUGUGGCCUUUUACAGACAGUGUUGAGUUUGGUGGCCAGCCUGAUACACCCUAAUUAAUGCAUAAAAUGACCUGGUACUCAAAUAUUUAAACAUUACCCAGCUCUUUCCACCCCACGAAGUCAUGAUCUUUAACUGCUGCGUGUUCAGGAAGUUUCAGCUAACUUGAGGCACUGACUGCCAGACUGUUCGGUUAAUUAUGCUGAUGUUGUUAAUCAUACAUAUUAAUGCUGCUUGUCUGCAUUCCGUACUCCUGUUGCAUUUUUGGAAUUGGUUUUCUGUUGGAAAGUCUUGUAAUGUUUGGAAACUGAUUGUUAAGUCUUGUUUUGAGAUAUGAUCCUGAAAGCUUAUUUUUGUGUUAGUGGUCCCAUGUACUAGGAUAAGUUUUUCUCUUUUCAUGUCCCAAGUGUGUAUGUGAGGUUUUGACUUGCACCCAAAGACAUAAGCAGUGGUGGAAAAUCAGUGAGGGAAAAGCAGAAGAGUAAAAGAAUAAUGGUUAGUGACAGCACACUGCUGUUCAAAUAUGAAUUUUGUGAGUAAGAAAACAGGAUUUUCUUCUUGUGUUUUCCCUUCCUCUUUCUUGCCUUCCUUCUUUGCUCUCUUCCACUUUUGCUUUAGUACAUUACUAAAACAAAGUUUACUAUAGUACUAGUAAAGAAUUUGCGGGCCAAUUGCAAGUCUUAAACGCAUUGCUUAAAUUGAGGGGUUUUUUUGUUCAUCUACACCUGUCUUUGGGAUGAUUGUGCUCAAUGACAACAGAGCUGAUGUUGUAACUGCAAUGAAAGUGAGUUGUGUAUAGUUUAGGAGGUGUGUACAGAUGACUUUUUUAAAAAGACUCACUUUAUUUUUUUCUUUUUGUUCCAGAUGGAAAAAAAAGAGUUCAUGGUUGCUAGUCCACAUAAUAGUGGAGGCUGAGUGGGCAUGAAGGAGAGUAUAUAGUGUGAGUGACAAGUCUCAAAUCCCCUGCAAGGCUUUUUUCUAUUAAAGGGAAAAAAAAUAAAUAAAGAGGAGGAAGACAUGAAUCCUACAAAUAAAGAUCAAGCAUUUGGGACCAUUUUUGACUGGGACUAUCUCUUAUGGGAAGUUCGUUUGACAUUUUUAGCUGCUGGUUUUUUAAUCUACCUGGGAGUAUUUCUUCUGUCUCACUGGUUAUCCUCCCGGAUGAGUACCACUUAUCGUGCCUUGUAUGCAAAGGAGAAGGUGUUUUGGAAUAUGGCAGUCACACGUGGUGCGUUUGGACUUCAGAGCUGUGUUGCUGGGUUAUGGGCUUUGCUCAUAGAUCCCGUUUUUCAUGCUGACAAGGUGCAUUCACAGCAAAAGUGGAGCUGGUUUAAUUGUUUAAUAGCUGCUGGAUUUUUCUUGCUUGAAAAUGUAGCUGUUCAUAUGUCCAACAUCGUUUUUAAAACAUUUGAUGUGUUCCUCGUGGUUCAUCACUUACUUGCUUUUGGUGGCUUAGCUGGUUUAGUAAUCAAUGUAAAAUCUGGACAUUACCUACCUUUGAUGGGAAUGUUGCUGGAGAUGAGCACUCCUUCAACCUGCAUUUCCUGGAUGCUUCUAAAGGCUGGCUGUGCAAAUACCUUUUUCUGGAAGGCAAAUCAGUGGGUAAUGAUCCACCUGUUUCACUGCCGCAUGAUUCUCACUUACCACAUGUGGUGGGUGUGUAUUUUCAACUGGAAUUCUGUGGUAGAAAACCUGGGACUUCUCCAUUUUAUUGUUUUAUUCUCUGGAUUAUUUGCUGUUACAUUAAUACUUAACCCAUACUGGACAUACAAAAAAACUCAGCAGCUCCUCAGCCCAACUGACUGGAACUUCGAAAAUAAAGCGACAGAAAAUGGAAAGUUAAAUGGUGAAACAUCCCAAAAGAAGAGGAUGUGACACCAGAACAUCUGUUUCCUAGUGUGAUAUUGGACUACAGCAGAAGAAUACACUGCAAACUAAGUGGCCCAUGAAAUCAAAGCUUCUGCAAGAAGCUCAUUGAUACAGACAUUCCUUGCUGUUAGUAUUCAGAAUGCAUCAGUGGUAUUUAAAAAUGUUGUCUGUAUUUCAUACGUACAUAUUCAUAAAUCUUCAUCUUAGCAAAGAGUUAUGCCAAUGGUUUUGUCUGUACUUCGAUAGUAUUUCAUGGUUUAGCAAUGACAUGCUCUAAUGAUAUCCUUCAUCCUAAUGCUUCAAAGUGGCUUUAUUGCUAACUUGUCCACUAAUCUUAGCUUGAAUUGAAUUUAGCUUUAUUCUCAUUUCACGUAUGUUGGAAAUACUGCUACUGAAAAUAACGUUGAGAAGAUUAAGAUCAAUUCUGACCUCAAAUAGGUGUGAUGUGGAUACCUGUGUGCUAUUAAAUAUUUCCCACUGGAUGAAUUAGUCAAGUGGCAGAAUGUAGUCAUGGCUCAGUUUGUGGGUCUUUCCUUAAGUGCACUUGAUGAAAAGGGAGAGACAGUUAAGUGUUUGCUAGCAAAAGAAAUUGUAGUACCCAGGUUGCCUUCAGUAUGAGACUUCAUAUCCACAGCAAACAUGCACGUGGUGAGGAGUGAGAGCACCUGCUCAUUGUGCUGCUGGUCAUGCUAGGUAAUCAUAGUGGUCCUUUCUGGACUUGAAAUCUAUGAAAGACAAGAGUCAAUGAUAAGUUUGUUGGGUGAUUGGUAAGAUUAUCUUCUUUGUAGGUCACAAAUGAAUAAAUGUGCAAUUAGUUCCA